CCGGAAAUGCUUGGUGAGUCUUCAGGAGUAGGACUGCGGAAGCUGGCUGGGGUGAAGACUGGGGAGUAUCCACAUUUCCAAUUCUGGCCUGAUAGAGUUUUGAUUCAUCAUGGAUAAUCUGUCAUCAGAAGAAAUUCAGCUGAGAGCACACCAGGUUACUGAUGAGUCUCUGGAAAGUACAAGAAGAAUCCUGGGUUUAGCCAUUGAGUCUCAGGAUGCAGGAAUCAAGACCAUCACUAUGCUGGAUGAACAAGGGGAACAACUAAAUCGCAUAGAAGAAGGCAUGGACCAAAUAAAUAAAGACAUGAGAGAGGCGGAGAAGACUUUAACGGAACUCAACAAGUGCUGUGGUCUUUGUGUCUGCCCAUGUAACAGGUGAGUUGAUAAAUCAAGACUUUUAAAGAUAGAUUAAUAAGUGAAUGAGAGGAGCCCUGGCCCACAUCACCUCUUCCCCCAAAUAAAGUCAGAUAUAUGACUGAUCUUAAAUGAGGAACUUUCUUAAAUAAACUUAAGUUAUUUCUUUUUAAGGCAGAUCAAGCUUUUCAUGAAAAUAGGAUGUGUUCGCCGAAAAUCAUGGCUUAAAUUUUACCAA
This is a messenger RNA of Otolemur garnettii (small-eared galago), 592 nucleotides long. It is a transcript of the gene SNAP23, whose product is annotated as synaptosome associated protein 23. Gene Ontology annotation, cellular component: synaptobrevin 2-SNAP-25-syntaxin-1a-complexin I complex; plasma membrane. The record is from RefSeq and is a predicted model, not a curated record. Gene Ontology annotation, molecular function: SNAP receptor activity; syntaxin-1 binding. The transcript has 5 exons. Gene Ontology annotation, biological process: exocytosis; synaptic vesicle priming; synaptic vesicle fusion to presynaptic active zone membrane. NCBI's taxonomy places the organism in Eukaryota, Metazoa, Chordata, Mammalia, Primates, Galagidae. The coding region runs from base 110 to 379 and encodes 89 amino acids.